Messenger RNA from Labrus mixtus (cuckoo wrasse), 8102 nucleotides. RefSeq names its product dnaJ homolog subfamily C member 13. Gene Ontology annotation, biological process: endosome organization; receptor-mediated endocytosis; regulation of early endosome to late endosome transport. Lineage: Eukaryota; Metazoa; Chordata; Actinopteri; Labriformes; Labridae. The record is from RefSeq and is a predicted model, not a curated record. The coding region runs from base 173 to 6949 and encodes 2258 amino acids. The transcript has 58 exons. Gene Ontology annotation, cellular component: endosome membrane.
CAGGAAUAUGGCAGCGUCCUGAGCCCUGUCGGGGGGAAUACGCCGUAACUGAGCACCUUCAGCGUCAGACUGGGAAUACUGAGCAGCACCGGUUGCAUUCAGAAGGAGGGUGGGGGGCUAAGGGACGGCUACGAAUAACACCUGAUAGCAAUUUUACAGGUCCUGUGAAAAGAUGAAUGUCGUCAAAGAAAACACAGACCUGGCCUGUUUCUACACCACCAAACACUCCUGGAGGGGAAAGUACAAGCGAGUCUUCUCAGUGGGGACGCAUGGCAUCACCACUUACAACCCAACCACGCUAGAAGUAACAAAUCAGUGGCCUUAUGGAGACAUCUGUGGCAUCGGCCCAGUGGGAAAAGGUCAGGGAACGGAGUUCAACCUCACAUUCCGCAAAGGCACCGGCAAGAAGUCUGAAACGCUCAAGUUCUCCACAGAGCAUCGGACGGAGCUGCUCACAGAAGCACUGAGAUUCAGAACAGAGUUUUCAGAGGGAAAGAUAACUGGCAGGCGUUUUAACUGCUACAAGCACCACUGGAGUGACGCGAGGAAGCCUGUGAGUUUAGAGGUGACGCCAGGCGGCAUCGACCAGAUCGACCCGCACACAAACCGGGUGGUGUGCUCCUAUGACUAUCGAAACGUAGAGGGCUUCGUGGAGGUCUCCGAUUACCAGGGAGGAUUCUGCAUCCUGUAUGGGGGCUUCAGCAGGCUGCAUCUGUUUGCCUCGGAGAACCGGGAUGAAAUCAUCCGCAGUGCCAUAGAGCAUGCCGGGAACUUUAUUGGUAUCACGCUACGGCUACGGAAGGAGGCGCUGACAUUUGAGGACUUUGUGACGGACCGGUUGGGAAAGUACAGCUCAGAUGAGAGCAUCACCUCGCUGGCUGAGUUUGUGGUGCAGAAGAUCACUUCUCGGCACCCGGAGCCUGUUAAGCGUAUUCUUUGCCUGACAGAGACGUGUCUAGUGGAGAGAGACCCAGCCUCCUACAACAUAGUCACCCUCAAACCCUUUGGAGAGGUAUUUUCUCUCAUCUGUGACGCAGACAACCCUCAGGUGUUCACAGUUGAGUUCAUCAGAGGUCAGAUCAGGAAGUUUUCCUCCACAGAAAGGGACUCCCUUUUGGCCAGCCUACUCGAUGGAGUCCGAGCAUCGGGCAACAGGGAUGUGUGUGUCAAAAUGGCCCCCACCAGGAGAGGACAAAGAUGGGGCCUACUGAGCAUGCCUGUGGAUGAGGAAGUGGAGAGUUUGCAUCUGAAAUUUCUGGCAGCACCUCCAAAUGGAAACUUUGCAGAUGCAGUGUUCAGAUUCAACGCCAACAUAUCCUACAGUGGAGUGCUGCAUGCAGUAACCCAAGAUGGUCUUUUCUCCGAGAACAAAGAGAAGCUCAUCAACAACGCCAUCCUGGCUCUUUUAUCCCAGGAGGCCGAGCUGCCGGCACUUAACGCCGAGCUGGAGAGCCACUUCCAGGCCAUCCGAAGAUUGGUGGCCUCCAAGGCGGGCUUCCAGGCUUUCACCCAGCUGCCUAAGUCUGGUCAAGGGUCUGGAGUCACAGAUGCAACGUUCAGGGAAAAGUUGGGAGUAAAGACGGUAAAAGCUUUAAAACGGAAUAACAACGGUGUGACACACGCUGCUGUAGACAUGCUCUGUGCCCUCAUGUGUCCGAUGCAUGAUGACUAUGACCUGAGGCAGGAGCAGCUGAACAAGGCUUCUCUGCUUUCCUCCAAGAAGUUCCUCGAAAACCUCCUUGAAAAAUUCAUCACAAAUGUGGACCAUGGUUCAGGAGCCUUGGUCAUCAGCGCCUUACUGGACUUCUUAACGUUCGCCCUCUGCGCCCCCUACAGUGAAACCACCGAGGGGCAGCAGUUCGACAUGCUGCUUGAGAUGGUUGCCUCCAAUGGACGCACAUUGUUCAAACUCUUUCAGCAUCCCUCCAUGGCCAUAGUGAAGGGGGCAGGUCUGGUGAUGAAAGCCAUUAUUGAGGAAGGAGACAAGGAAAUAGCCACGAAAAUGCAGGAGCUGGCCCUGAGUGAAGGAGCUCUUCCAAGACAUCUGCACACUUCUUUAUUUACUAUCAGUGCCGAUCAGAGGAUGCUUACCAACAGGCAGCUGAGUCGUCACCUCGUGGGCCUGUGGACGGCAGAAAACCCCGUCGCCAUGAACCUCCUAAAGAGGAUACUGCCCACAGGCCUGCUGGCUUACCUGGACAGUUCUGAUCCAGUCCCGGAGAAAGAUGUGGACAGAAUGCACAUCCGGGACAACUUGAAAAUUGCCACGGACCAGCUGAAUCGCAACAAAGUGCCCGAGUGGCAGCUGAUGGCGGGCAAAGCAGCCAAAGAGGUGGAGAAGUUUGCCAAGGAGAAGGCCGAUCUGGUGCUGAUGCACUGGAGGGAUAAGAUGGGGAUUGCCCAGAAAGAGCAGGACAGAAAUAACCUGAAUCCAAACCAAAAACCGGUCAUCCUGCGGAAGAGACGGCAGAGAAUUAAGAUUGAAGUCAACUGGGAGCUUUUCUACUACAGGUUCCAGCUCGAUCACGCUAGAUCCAACCUUAUCUGGAACCUGAAAACCAGGGAGGAGCUGCGGGACGCUCUGGAGGGGGAGAUGCGUGCCUUCAGUGUGGACCGUGAGCUGGGAAGUGCCACCGUCAUCUCCUGGAACCACCAGGAGUUUGAGGUGAGAUACGAGUGCCUUUCAGACGAGAUAAAGAUCGGGGAUUAUUACCUGCGUCUGCUGCUUGAGGAGGAUGAAAAUGAAGAAUCCAAUGCCAUCAAGAGAUCAUAUGAGUUCUUCAAUGAACUCUACCAUCGCUUUCUGCUGACACCCAAAGUUACGAUGAAGUGCCUGUGCCUGCAGGCGCUGGCUAUAGUCUACGGGAAAUGCUACGAGGAGAUUGGCCCCUUCACUGACACUAAAUACAUUGUGGGAAUGCUGGACAGAUGUACAGACAAACUGGAAAGAGACAGACUCAUCCUCUUCCUCAACAAACUCAUUCUCAACAGGAAAAACGUGAAGGAGGUGAUGGACUCAAACGGAGUGCGCAUUUUGGUGGAUCUGCUCACUUUGGCCCAUCUUCAUACGAGCAGAGCUACAGUGCCCCUCCAGAGCAAUGUGCUGGAGGCAUCGCCUGACAUGAAGAGAGAGAGUGAGAAAGAGUGGUACUUUGGUAACGCAGACAAGGAGAGAAGAGGACCUUUCAGUUUUGAGGAGAUGCAGGAGUUUUGGAACACAGGCGUCCUGACAGCAAAGACACGCUGCUGGGCUCAGGGGAUGGACGGUUGGCGCCCCCUGCAGGCCAUCCCGCAGCUGAAGUGGUGCCUCCUGGCCUCGGGGCAGGCAGUGAUGAACGAGUCAGACCUGGCUACAUUAAUCCUCAACAUGCUCAUCACCAUGUGCUCAUACUACCCCAGCAGGGACCAAGACAAUGCCAUUAUCCGCCCGUUACCGAAGAUAAAGAGGAUGAUCAGUGACAAUGCUUGCCUCCCUCACAUUGUCCAGCUGCUGUUGACGUUCGACCCCAUCCUGGUGGAGAAGGUAGCUAACGUUCUGUACCUGGUGAUGCAGGACAAUCCGAACCUGCAGCGCCUCUAUUUAACCGGAGUCUUCUUCUUCAUCAUGAUGUACACGGGCUCCAACGUGCUUCCUGUAGCGAGGUUCCUGAAGUACACACAUCUGAAACAAGCCUUCAAAUCAGAGGAGUCUAAGGGUCAGGACAUAGUGCAGCGUAGUGUUCUGGGUCCAGUCCUGCCUGAGGCCAUGGUAUGUUAUCUGGAGAACUACGAGGCCGAGCGCAUCUCUGAGAUAUUCCUCGGAGAAUUCGACACACCUGAGGCCAUUUGGAGCAGCGAGAUGAGGCGGAUGAUGAUUGAAAAGAUAGCUGCCCACGUGGCUGACUUCAGCCCCAGGCUGCAGAGCAACACGCGGGCCCUCUACCAGUACUGCCCCAUCCCUGUGAUCAGCUUCCCUCAGCUCGACAACGAGCUCUUCUGCAACAUCUACUACCUCAGACACCUGUGUGACACCACCCGUUUCCCCAACUGGCCAAUACGAGAUGCUGUGAAGCUGCUGAAAGACACACUUGAAGCCUGGAAGAGGGAGGUGGAGAAGAAGCCUCCCUCUAUGUCUGUGGAUGAUGCCUAUGAAGUGCUGAACCUCCCUAAAGGACAGGGGCAGCACGAUGAGAGUAAAAUCAGGAAAGCUUACUUCAGACUGGCGCAGAAAUACCAUCCUGACAAGAACCCAGAGGGGAGAGACAUGUUUGAGAAAGUCAACAAAGCCUACGAGUUCCUCUGCACAAAGUCUGCAAGAAUCCUGGACGGCCCCGACCCGGAAAACAUCAUCCUCAUCCUCAAAACUCAAAGCAUCCUGUUCAACCGACACAAAGAAGAACUCGAACCGUACAAAUACGCCGGUUACCCCAUGCUAAUAAAAACAAUCACCAUGGAGACCGAUGAUGGGCAACUCUUCUCAAAGACCUCCCCUCUCCUCCCGGCUGCCGUCGAACUCGCCUUCCACACCGUCAACUGCUCGGCUCUUAAUGCAGAGGAGCUGCGCCGCGACAACGGCAUCGAGGUGUUGUUGGAGGCUCUCUCUCGCUGCGUUGCUGUUCUAACUGCAUCCAGCAAGCCUGAAGACAUGGCUGUACAGGUGUGCGGGCACAUCUGUAAAUGCUACAGUGUCGCAGCCCAGUUUGAGGAGUGCAGGGAAAAGAUCAUCGAGCUGCCAAACAUCAUCCGAGAUCUCUGUCACAUCUUGUUCUACGGAAAGGGUCUCUCAAAAACUGCUGCCCUGGCUGUGCAGUGCGUGAGUUCCUUCGCAGUGGAUUACUUCCUACAGACCCAUCUGUACCACGCCGGCGUGCUCUGGCACUUGCUGGUCUACCUCUUCAACUACGACUACACUCUGCAGGAGAGCGGGGUGCAGGCCAACCAGGAAACAAACCAACAGGAGGUCGCAAACAGUCUCGCCAAGCUCAGCCUCGUCGCUCUCAGCCGUCUGGGAGGCUACGUCCAGACUCCACACACCCCAGACGGGAACAAUCCUGUGUCAGAGACUAACGGCUUCGUGGGCCAGCCUCCAGAGAACCCCACCAUCCGCAAGAGCUUAGCGGCCAUGCUGACACCGUACAUCUCAAGGAAGCUGGGAACUGGAUCUCCUCCUGAGGUCUUAAAGCUGAUGAAUAGCAACUCGGAGAACCCUUACUUGAUCUGGAACAACGGGACACGAGCCGAGCUGCUGGAGUUCCUGGAGGGUCAGCAGGAGGGAAACAUCAAGAGGGGAGAAAAUGAUAAAAGCUUUGGGGCAGAGUUUGUCUUCAGUGAUCACAGCAAAGAGCUGAUUGUUGGGGAGAUAUUUGUGCGGGUUUACAAUGAACAACCAACGUUUCCUCUGGAGUACCCCAAAGCGUUUGCAGCCAGCUUGUUGGACUACGUGGGCUCCCAGGCCCAGUACCUGCACACUCUGCUGGCUAUGAGUCAGAGUAACAAGGUUGAGUCCCAGCAGCACGCCGAGAGGCUCCGCUUUGCUGAGAUGGCUUUAGAGGCUCUUCGCAAUGUCAUCAAGAACAACCCUGGUUCAGAGUCAGAGUGCAUCGGACAUUUCAAACUGCUCUUCUCUUUGUUGCGGGUUCACGGAGCUGGUAGAGUGCAGCAGCUGGUUUUGGAGGUUGUUAAUACAGUGACAUCAAACCAGGAAUGUGUUAGCAACAUCGCCGAGUCGCUGGUGUUGUCCAACCUCCUGUUGCUGCUGCACUCGCUCCCCUCCAGCAGACAAAUGGUGCUGGAAACCUUGUAUGCACUGACUUCCAACACAAAGAUUGUCAAAGAGGCUAUGGCCAAAGGUGCUCUGAUCUACUUGCUAGACCUCUUCUGUAACUGCACACAUCCUCAGGUCCGCACACAGACCGCAGAGCUCUUCUCCAAGAUGACCUCGGACAAGCUGGUCGGGCCAAAGGUGCGCCUGACGCUGAUGCGCUUCCUUCCCGGCGUGUUCAUGGACGCCAUGCGGGACAAUGCAGAGGCAGCGGUGCACAUAUUCGAGGGAACGCACGAGAACCCUGAACUCAUCUGGAACGACAGCUCAAGGGAGAGAGUGUCAACAACUGUGCGGGAGAUGAUGCUUGAGCACUUUAAACAGCAGAAGGAUAAUCCUGACGUGAACUGGAAACUGCCAGAGGACUUCACAGUGGCGUGCAGCACAGGACAUGGCGAGAUAGAAGUGGGUGGAGUCUUCCUGCGUAUCUUCAUCGCUCAGCCCGGCUGGGUGCUGCGCAAGCCUCGAGAAUUCCUGGUGUCCCUGCUGGAGACCCUGACGGAGCUCCUGGAGAAGAACAACCCCAAUGGCGAGGCCCUUGAGACGGUUACCACAGCGGCGGUGUGUCUGUUCAGCACGCAGACCCAGCUGGCCGACCAGGUCCCUCCUCUGGGUCACCUGCCUCGCGUCCUGGCAGCACUGAACCACAAGAACAACGCCGUGCCCAAGAGCGCCAUCCGCCUCAUCCAUGUGCUAUCAGACAAUGAGCUCUGUGUACGCUCCAUGGCUUCUCUGGAGACCAUCGGACCCCUCAUGGCUGGGAUGAAAUGUCGGGCAGACAUGGCCGGGUUGGCCUGUGAAGCUCUCAACCGUAUGUUUCAGAAGGAGCAGACUGAAUUAGUAGCUCAGGCUCUUCGUGUGGAGCUGGUUCCAUAUCUGCUGAAGCUGCUUGAAGGAAUCGGCCUGGAAACACUAGACAACCCGUCCGCUACCAAGGCCCAGAUCGUGAAGGCUCUCAAGUCCAUGACCCGCAGUCUGCAGUUUGGAGAACAGGUGAAUGAGAUUCUAGCGAGGUCCUCAGUCUGGAGUGCCUUCAAAGACCAGAAACACGAUCUUUUCAUCUCAGAGUCUCAGACUGCUGGAUACCUGACAGGGGUUUCCACUCCUUCUCUCCUGGCCGCCAGCAGCCCACUGCGAGGUGGGCUCUAGACUCCUAAGCAGGGCCCUCGCAGCCCUCCUCUCUCUUGCUCUGAUGCAGGUCCAGGAGUAGCGGGUUACCUUACAGCAGGAACUGGCACCACAGUAAUGCCCAGCGUCCCACCCCCCGUGGACAACGACAUCGGAGACCAAGGCUGAUGGACACACACACAGUCACGCUCAGGCACCCAGACUGCCCUGCAGCCUCACGGCCGCAGCUGUUCAGCUCCCAGACGAGGGGGACCGAGAGAGAGAGAGAGAGCGAGAAGGAUGGAGGAGAACGGGCCGUCGAUGACCGUCACCAAAAUUUCUGCAACACCUCCUCCAGCAUCACUCUCCUCUCCCCUCACAAUUGGCACUCAAGUCUUCUUGAACACUUACAAAUGUUUUAUCGGAUGAUGACCACAUGUUUUUUUCUUCCUCUGUUCCACUUUUCUUGUUUCUUCCAAUGACACAGAAGAGUUUACUUUUUGUAUGGACAUAUUUUUUACUCUAUAUUUUUUUUCUUUUUUUCAUGAGAACGACUGAGGUUUAUUAUAGAUCUCCUCUCUAUUAUCUCUACUCCCUUAACAUUCCUGAUUGGCUACACUUCCAAAAAAAAACCUCAACAGAAACAAUGGUGACACAUUAGUGCACAGGACCUAUCCACCUUUUUUACAUUUGAUUUAUUAGUCCAUAUCACGGAUUCUCAUAUGGAAAAGGAAACAAAUGUUAAAAUAGGAAAUCAGAAAACAAAUGUGUAUAAUUUCUCAGCUUACUGACUAUCGAACCUUUGGACGGAUGCCGACCCUUUCGGGUUUCACCAGGUUGACUCAGAUCAAACAUCCAGCCUAUUGCUCUUAAUUCAUAAUUCCUUCUCUCCUCUCUCGUUGAAGGCUUCCCUUCAUGCCUCACUUUUUUUUUUUGUAAGGUAAUUCUCUUUCCUCCCCAGAAUGCAAAAAGCACUAGAAUAUUUAUGAGUGAAUAAUAACCACCGGAAAUGAGCUUCUGCAAAGACCUGACGAAUGACGCUGACUCUGAUUCUGAAUCUAUGUGAAAGACUAGUGCAAUUUGUUCAAUGUAAUAUUGCGUAUAUAAACUUUCUAUAUUGAAUGUACAUUCAAAAAAAAUAAAUCAGCCGCACUUGUACAUAAAAUUUUAAGAAUAAAAGGGAACCCACAGUGUU